ACUUUCCCCACAGUCCCUCAGUCCACGCGCGUCCUUCGCCCUGGUAGUGCUUUCCACACUACAGGAAAUUUACUAUGAUGAACUUUGCUACCAUAAGAGCCCUGAGUGGAGUUCACCGCGGGAUCCGUGCGAUUCAAAAACAUACAUUACACUUUUACCAACACCGCAACAUGUCUCAGUCCAAACUCCCCGUCACUCUGCUGGGGUCCAUGGCGUUUGGGGGACGCGCGGACGCGCACACGAGCGCGCAGAUGGUGCAGGUGUUCUUAGAGCGCGGGCACGAUGAGCUGGACACUGCGUUCAUGUACAAUGACGGACAGGCGGAGACCAUCAUAGGAGACAUGCAACUCCCUUCAACAGUUCGAAUCGCGACUAAAGCAAACCCUUGGGAGGGAAAAACCCUGAAACCAGAGAGUGUGGUGAAUCAGCUGGAGACGUCUCUGAAGAGGCUGCGCACACAGUGUGUGGACAUCUUUUACCUGCACGCGCCAGACCACCAGAACCCCAUCCAACACACACUCGAGGCCUGCAACCGGCUCCAUCAGCAGGGCAAAUUCAAGGAGCUGGGCUUAUCAAACUAUGCCUCAUGGGAAGUGGCAGAAAUCUGCUGCAUCUGCAAACAUAAUAACUGGGUGCUUCCUACUGUAUAUCAAGGCAUGUAUAAUGCAACCACACGACAAGUGGAGACCGAGCUACUGCCGUGCUUAAGAUACUUCGGCAUCCGCUUCUAUGCUUACAAUCCCCUGGCAGGUGGGCUCCUCACUGGGAAAUAUCACUAUGAAGAUAAAGACGGCUCUCAGCCCGCGGGUCGCUUCUUCGGGAACAGCUGGGCUGGUGCUUACAGGGACAGAUACUGGAAGGAGAGUAGCUUCCAAGGCAUCGAUGGCGUACAGAAGGCUCUGGAAGAAGCGUACGGCUCGGAGAAACCCACUCUCACUUCAGCUGCUAUUCGCUGGAUGUAUCAUCACUCUCAUCUGAAGGGGGCUGAGGGUGACGGGGUCAUUAUCGGGAUGUCCAGCAUGGAUCAGCUGCGUGAGAACCUGACGGCAGCAGCAGAAGGUCCGCUCAAACAGGAAGUCGUGGACGCUUUCAAACACGCCUGGGAUUUAGUGGCCCACGAGUGUCCCAACUACUUCCGCUAGACAAUUAGAGAAAACAUGAAGCCUGAUUUAGAAGAACUAAUCCAGAAAUCGCUUUAUUUUUCAAUGGUCAAGUGAUAAAUUGAGUUGGAUGUGCUUCCUAAUGAACACAAUGACAAAAUCAAACCUCGUCCUGAGCUCACCAGCACUUAAUGUAUUUCAUACCCCACGUUUACAUGAGAAUGCAAUUGUGUCUUGAUAGAUCACUGUGCCGUUUUUCUUCUUGCCUUAAAUUUGCUAAAUAACUUAUAUUUAACAGUAAGAAUAACACACAGAUCACGUUUGCCUCAGUCCCGUUCUCUCUCUUCAGUACAGACGGACAGAAACUAGUAUUUUUGAAACAGAUGACUGAAAGAACACUCAAUAAAAACAUUUUACAGGUUUAUGGUGGAUCAAAACGAACAAAUGUUCAUGGCAAAAAAAGUCCAGGAUUUAUUCGCUCCCUUCUCCUUCCUCUGAGUCUUCAUCCGCUUCCUCUUUCCUGCUGUCCUCGACGUCCCCAUCCGUUAGCUUCUCAAAGUCCCCGGAUUCUGAACUCCACAUGCACUUAAUCGACAUCUUGAACUCCGCCAUCUCGUUUCCAAAGAGUUUCUGAUUUGAAAGGGCAAAAACACAUCGGUUUAGAAUAAUGUUAUUAAGAUUUCAAGAUUGAAUCCCAGUCAGUCUAGGACAUAGGAAAGCUUAUCACGGAAAAUAGAAAAGAUAAUUGCGACUUUAUCCUUUAAUUUACCGUACCUUUACUUCAUGAUUACCCUUUUUAUUUUCUAUUCUAUGGCACAAACAAACUUCCAUAAUUAUGGACAUAAUUAUUAGACAUAAUGACAUCUAUUGUUGUUGUUUCAAAUGCAUUUCAAUCCAAAUAAAGAUAUGUGAUAUUUAUGAAUAAACCAUCCAGCAAUAAAUGCGUUUCAAAAUUGA
Pimephales promelas (fathead minnow) is the source of this 2057-nucleotide messenger RNA. RefSeq names its product aldo-keto reductase family 7, member A3 (aflatoxin aldehyde reductase) (gene akr7a3). The record is from RefSeq and is a predicted model, not a curated record. NCBI's taxonomy places the organism in Eukaryota, Metazoa, Chordata, Actinopteri, Cypriniformes, Leuciscidae.